Messenger RNA from Desarmillaria tabescens, 1724 nucleotides. RefSeq lists its product as uncharacterized. The record is from RefSeq and is a predicted model, not a curated record. NCBI's taxonomy places the organism in Eukaryota, Fungi, Basidiomycota, Agaricomycetes, Agaricales, Physalacriaceae. The coding region runs from base 227 to 1420 and encodes 397 amino acids. The transcript is spliced from 2 exons.
UCAAGGAGCAGGAUGAGAAAUACAAUGCCUUACUUGACCAUCUCAAGCAAGUCGAAAGAAAAAUGCGGGACCACCGUAAUAAAAUACGAAAAUCAUACAAGUCAUGGGAUUCGACACUGGCCCCUAUACGCCGUCUUCCAAAUGAUGUUCUACUAGCCAUAUUUCAGCGAGUUCGAAGACGUGAUUGGGAUUAUUACGGCAAUGUUUUCGGCAUCGCUGAAGGGCCAUGGAUUCUCAGUUACGUCUAUGGACUCUGGGGGGAUAUCGUUUUAUCUUCCCCUCUCUCUGGUUCCGUCUCACCAUUAAUUUCAUUUGUGCCGACAGCUGCAAAAAUGCUCCUGCUCUGCUUGAAACCAUUUUUCUUCACUCCCAUUCGCAUCCUUUGGACAUCAAUAUUUCCACUUGGUGUCCCCAGCCUUAUCCAAGUCCAUGUAUGCAGGCGUUUUCGGUCGUUCUUCAGCACUGUCGUAGGUGGAGACAUGUGGUACUGCGUAUUGAACUGUACUACUUAAAGGAGACGAAUAUUGUCAAAGGGAAUCUUCCUUUGUUGGAAUCAUUGCUACUGAUGGACCUGACGGAAUCACAGUAUUCUCCAAGGAAGAUCUUACCAGAAAGUGAUCGAACUAUCUUCUCUAGCGCCCCUCGCCUUCACAAAGUGGCAUUAUAUAAGAUGCAUGGCCUGGGUGAUCUCGAGUUACCUAGGCAUGUCACACAUCUCGCAGGUUGUACUACCGACCUCUAUCGUCUAGAGACAUACCAGUUCCUUGAAGAGUGUCAUCUUGAUACUUCAAUGAUACCACAAGACAUCUCUCACCCUAACCCCAUAUCCCUUCUUAGACUCCGACGUCUAUAUGUAGAUUCUACAAGUCUACUUCGACACCUACACCUACCCUCCCUUCAACAUCUCACGUUAGAGCUCGUACGCGUGACGAGUGUCCUCUCGGACCAGGAUGCAUUCAACCUGAAUGACUUGCUUCGCCGUUCUCAUUGCCAGCUCGACAGCCUUGCCGUUGGUCCUGGCAUGGUGUCAUGCCCGACAUUUAUCCAACAGUCCCUUUCUAUGAUGCAGUCGCUAUUAUGCCUUGAUAUCACCCUCCGGUCCACCGAGGAUAGCUUUUUCAAUGCCUUGACUGCCUCUCUAGCCAUCUUACCCGACUUGCAACGUCUGCAUCUACGUCAGUCGACGGGCGUUGACUUGACAUCAUGGAAUUCGCUCACCUCUAUGAUUGACUCCCGCCGGCAUACCUCAUCAUUCCAUGUCAUACGAGUUAUUGCCGCAUCGAAAUAUGCUGUAGACUCCGUAAAUGACCAGUUUAUCCCAUAUCAAGAAGAUGGUUUCGAUGUCACGGUGGGGGCGGAAGAGCCCCAAGAGCUGGACGGAGCACGAAUCACUCUCGCGAGGCUGGAGAAUUCGGUGUAGAGGCGAGGGGAAUAGACACCGUUGCUCCCGACCAGAGGCUAGAGAUUUCAAUAUACACCCAGGGUGACCAACUCUUUCACGUUCUCGUGGUCUCCGCAAAUACUGCAACAGUCGACUAUGACACAUCAAUAACAUGCCCUUCUCAAUUUACGCAACCUUGCUGCUGGAAACACAAUUUCCGAUUAUCGCCUUAAGGCUAUCCAGGUCCUGCAAAAAAGCUCUAGAUCUAUUUAGGACACCAGUUUCUCUACCGAGCGAAACCGGCCAUCCUCUUGGCCACCUUUUCCCUGAAUACAAACCUAAU